UUCAGAAAGGAUAAAUAUGCACAAGAGGCGAACAAUUUGAGAUUUAGGAGGCGAAUAAUAGUUGAAGAAGGCGGAGAAAAGGCGGAGUAAUCAUGGGGACCUUAUGGAAUCAUUGGUUCUGGAUUACAUUAGGGUUCGGAGUCUUAGUUACUUUGGUUCCUCAUUCUUCAGGAGAAUCAUUGAUAGAACCAGAGGUUUUAGAUGAGAGCGUGUUUAUAUCUCUUCCUGCCGGAGCAAGGGGAGGCAAGGUUCUCGUUAUCCCAGAGCAACUGAACCCUGAGCAAGGGUUUCUUGAGCUACAACCCAACCCGGAGCUGAACCCGCUCUGGCCACGAGAAAGAAACCCAAAGGCCAGACAAGAACCUCAUGUAUCCGUGAGUAAAUCUGUGAGUAAAGUGAGUGUAAAAAUGGGCGACGUGUCGGAGGCAGGUUACAGGAGCCUGAAGAAGAUCUCCGAUAUCUACGUGGACCACGGGAUCAGCAACAAGGUGGAGACAAACCGGCCUCAGGCUCUUCAUAUUGAUCCCCAGUUUAUCAGCUACAACCUGGUCUACCGGGAUCCGGAGGAGGAGAAACCAGAACCCAAACCUUCAGGUUUACUCCAGACAAUCAUUGCCAAACUCAAAUCUUUGGCUCGAGCCACCACGUCCAGAAUUCGAAUGUCUAGUAACCUACUGGGUGGAGACAGGUUCAGCUUUCCGGAGGACCAGGAUACAUCCACUCCUGAUACUUCUGAACCCGCCCCAGGCCAGAUUUCUACUACUCCCAUUCAACCCGUGAUUUUCAAUAAAGAAACGGAAUCUGAUAAUAUCUCAAUCCUUGUGGAUGAUCUGAAGGUUUCAGCAGGAGAAUCCAACCCUACACACGGGACGGAGAUCUAUGAUGAGAUAAAUGAGACGGAUGAACCUAGCUCCAGGAUUGAUAUUAAACCUUUAUCAGGUUCAGGAGUAGGAGGAAAGGGAGAGGAAAGGCCAAGAAGUCUAGAUGCUAGAGGGAGAUCCUUACCUCUUCACAUACUAGAGGAUCUAGAAAUCCAGAGUCUAGAACGAAGACUGAGGGAGAAGGCGGAGAGGACGGAGAAUGUCGUGAUCAAGGAGAUCCAGGGGGCGGAGUGGGAGGCGGAGCAGUUGGGGGAGAUAGUAGAGCAGAACCACAGAGAGGCGGAAAGCAAGGCGGAGGAUCUCAUUCAGAGUCAAGGAGAUUUCAAUUUUGAUUUUUCGGCUGAGAAAAUAUUUACUGGAGAUGACGAGGAGCUGAGAAUAGAAGGAGAGAGAAUUGACGCAACAAAUAUCAGCGCAAUCGUUGGAGUCGUCGUCGGGAUAGUCAUCUUUAUUAUCAUCAGCAUAGCUAGAUCAUUGGCAGCUAGAUCAUUGGCAGCUAGAUCAUUGGCAGCUAGAUCAUUGGCAGCUAGAUCAUUGGCAGCUAGAUCAUUGGAUAUGGUUGAGGAUCUAUGUAGCCUGGAUAAUGAUAGUUUCCUGAACAGUCUUGAAGCUGUAACAACUACAGAUUAUUGGGGAGAACCUAAAUAUUAA
Molecule: messenger RNA, 1532 nt
Organism: Eurytemora carolleeae
Lineage: Eukaryota; Metazoa; Arthropoda; Copepoda; Calanoida; Temoridae
Exons: 9
Coding region: 93-1532 (479 amino acids)
Source: RefSeq, a predicted model, not a curated record